AUGCCGCUCUGUCUCACCUUCGUCGACUUGAAGAAGGCUUUCGACUCAUUUGAGACGGAAGCAGUCAUGGAAGCCUUGGACAAUCAAGGCGUCCCUACUCAGUACAUAAAGGUACUUCGAGAGUUGUACAGUAACUUCACGACCGGAAUUGCGCCAUUCUAUGAGAAUAUCAUCAUUGACGUGAAGAAGGGGGUUCGACAGGGUGACACAAUCUCACCCAAAAUAUUCACAGCCACCCUCAAGAACACAAUGCGAAAGUUGGAUUGGGACGACAUGGGAGUGAAGGUCGACGGUUGGCAGCUACACCAUUUGCGCUUUGCUGAUGACAUCGUACUGAUAACACCUAGCAUCAGCCAAGCGGAACGAAUGCUGACCGAAUUCGACGAAACAUGUGGAUGCAUCGGUCUUCAGCUAAAUCUAAACAAGACGAUGUUCAUGCGGAACGGAUGGGUCUCGGAUGCCCCACUCACGCUCAACGGAACGAACAUGUCCGAAUGCACCAGCUACUUUUAUCUGGGUCGAAAACUGAACACGAUGAACGACUUGACCCCCGAGCUGGGCAGGAGGAGACGAGCGGCUUGGGGAGCGUAUAAGAGCAUCGAGGAUGUAGUGAAGAAGACCAGGAACACCCGGCUCCGUGCUCACCUCUUCAACACCACCGUACUUCCUGCUUUGACCUAUGCUUCGGAAACCUGGGCAUUUCGCAAGCAGGAAGAAAACGCGGUGAGCGUCAUUGAACGCGCAAUUGAGAGAGUGAUGCUAGGAGUACCCCGUUUCAGGCAAGUGAGGGACGGGAUUCGAAAUUCUCUCCUACGUCAGCGAUCGAAGAUUAGAGACGCCGCCGCGUUUGCCAAGGAAAGUAAAAUAAGGUGGGCCGGACACGUGAUGCGCUUUAACGACAACCGUUGGACCAGAGCCGUGAGCGACUGGUUUCCCGCGAUAUUAAGCGCACUACAGGAAGACCGCCGACCUGAUGGUCAGAUUUCUUCACGAAGUCCUUCAAAGAAAAGUAUGAUGCUCUUCGUGUCCCACGCGAAAGGAGGAACCACUGGGCUACUCUGGCACGCGACCGGGACAAAUGGAAGAAUUACUGGAGUCCGCUCGACCAGUUCGAAGGUCAACGGGAGUCAAGGUGAUCAAGGUGAUUGGGCGGAAAGUUCUUCAGCUGCAACGUUCUCGACAUUGCGAAGCGUAGAAUGUACAGAACUUAUGGAGCGCGGUGCAGCUACAUACGUAAGCUGCUGCGCUCCAACCGACGCUGUGGAAAUAGCGACGAUAAGUGACGCGGUGGAGAGGAAUGCUACCACUGCGAACUGCAAUGAUGAGCUCUUCUGA
Molecule: messenger RNA, 1335 nt
Organism: Necator americanus (New World hookworm)
Lineage: Eukaryota; Metazoa; Nematoda; Chromadorea; Rhabditida; Ancylostomatidae
Exons: 1
Coding region: 1-1335 (444 amino acids)
Source: RefSeq, a predicted model, not a curated record